AUGGUGGAGGUGAGGAAGAUCUGUUGUAUUGGGGCUGGCUACGUGGGCGGUCCCACCUGCAGCGUGAUCGCCCAGAUGUGCCCCGAGGUGACGGUUACCGUGGUGGACGUGAACGAGGACCGCAUCCGUGCCUGGAAUUCUGAUAGCCUUCCCAUCUUUGAGCCUGGACUCCAGGAAGUGGUGGACUCAUGCCGCGGGGUCAACCUUUUCUUCUCCACAGACAUGGAUGAGGCCAUAAAAAAUGCAGACCUGGUUUUCAUAUCUGUCAAUACGCCUACCAAGACAUUUGGGAUUGGUAAGGGUCGAGCAGCGGACCUGAAGCACAUAGAAGCAUGUGCCCGGCGCAUUGCUGAUGUGUCCAUCGGGUGUAAGAUUGUUGUAGAGAAAAGCACAGUUCCUGUACGUGCUGCUGAGAGCAUCCGCCGCAUCUUCAACGCCAACACCAAGAGUAGCUUCAACUUUCAGGUCCUCUCAAACCCAGAGUUUCUUGCUGAGGGAACAGCCAUCACUGAUCUGAAGAAUCCAGACAGGGUAUUGAUUGGAGGGGAUGAGACCCCUGAGGGCCAACAUGCUAUUGAGGCCCUGCGGAGCAUCUAUGAGCACUGGGUCCCCAAGAGCAAGAUUAUCACCACCAACACCUGGUCCUCUGAGCUCUCCAAGCUGGCAGCCAAUGCCUUUCUGGCCCAACGUAUCAGUAGCAUCAACUCCAUCAGUGCCCUGUGCGAGGUAACUGGUGCUGAUGUAGAGGAGGUGGCUCAUGCCAUCGGGACAGACCAGAGAAUAGGCAGUUGCUUCCUGAAGGCCAGCGUGGGAUUUGGUGGCAGUUGUUUCCAGAAGGAUGUCCUCAAUCUUGUGUACCUAUGCGAGGUGCUAAACCUACCAGAGGUUGCAAGAUACUGGCAACAGGUUAUAGAGAUAAACGAUUACCAGCGAAAACGAUUCUCUUCACGGAUAAUCAGCUGCCUCUUCAACACAGUGACGGACAAGAAGAUAGCCUUGCUAGGAUUCGCUUUCAAGAAAAACACAGGCGAUACAAGGGAAUCCUCUAGUAUCUACAUCAGUCGAUACCUGCUGGAGGAGGGAGCCUGUCUACACAUCUAUGACCCCAAGGUUAAAGCGCAGCAGAUCAUGCACGACCUGACUCAGCCCACACCCUCAGAAAGACAUGACCCCGCCACAGUUUCUCGUCUAGUCACCAUCGUCACUGACCCAUACAAGGCUUGUGAGAACGCCCAUGCAAUUGUCAUCUGCACAGAGUGGGAUAUGUUCACGGAGCUGGACUAUGAGAAGAUCUAUAAAGCCAUGCUGAAACCUGCCUUCAUCUUUGACGGUAGAAGGAUCUUGGACAGCUUGCACGACCAACUCCAGCAUAUCGGCUUCCAGGUGGAGACUAUUGGGAAAAGAGUUAACCAGAGGAUCCACUUCACUGCCAUUGAGGACAAGUCAGAAAUAGACCAACAGCAACCAUUGAAGAAGAUCAAACUAUGA
Salvelinus namaycush (lake trout) is the source of this 1488-nucleotide messenger RNA. RefSeq names its product UDP-glucose 6-dehydrogenase-like. NCBI's taxonomy places the organism in Eukaryota, Metazoa, Chordata, Actinopteri, Salmoniformes, Salmonidae. The coding region runs from base 1 to 1488 and encodes 495 amino acids. The transcript has 11 exons. The record is from RefSeq and is a predicted model, not a curated record. Gene Ontology annotation, cellular component: cytosol; nucleus. Gene Ontology annotation, molecular function: UDP-glucose 6-dehydrogenase activity; NAD binding. Gene Ontology annotation, biological process: glycosaminoglycan biosynthetic process.